This is a messenger RNA of Coccomyxa subellipsoidea C-169, 1212 nucleotides long. RefSeq names its product alpha/beta-hydrolase. The transcript has 10 exons. Gene Ontology annotation, molecular function: lipase activity. Bases 1 to 1212 code for a protein of 403 amino acids. The record is from RefSeq and is a predicted model, not a curated record. Gene Ontology annotation, cellular component: membrane. Lineage: Eukaryota; Viridiplantae; Chlorophyta; Trebouxiophyceae; Coccomyxaceae.
AUGGAAGGAACUUUCACCAAUUCCAGGAGCCAGAAGCUCUUCUACAGAGCCUAUCUUGUACCAGCUGGUGCAACUUCCAGGAGUACAGUGGUAUUCCAUCAUGGAUAUGGCGCCCACUCGGGUAUUUAUGAAGAAGACUUCAGGGAGCUGCAGAAGGCAGGGAUCUCGGUGUUUGCAUUUGACGCGCACAGCUUUGGGAGAUCAGGACCGCUGGACGCCAGAUGUCGCGCCUACAUCACCUCUGUGGAUCACUUGGUUGACGAUGUCUACAGCUUCCUGAAGGAAGUCGUAGACCGGCAUCGAGACCCAAAAGCGCCUCUGAUCAUGGCUGGGGUGUCCAUGGGUGGCAUGGUGUCGGUGCUUACUGUCAGAAAGGUCCCUUCCAUCUGGGCGGGUCUCUUGCUGCUGUCGCCAGCGAUCGAUGUCCCGCGCACGCUUGUGCUGCGCGUCAUGUCAGCUGUGCAGAGCGUAAUUGCGCCCUUGAUUCCCGGCUGGCGCAUUGUACCCCAGCCGACACUUGACAUGGUCACAGAGGACCUUCAAAAGAGGGAGGAGCUGAAGGCCGAUCCAUUCAUGGAUCUGGCAAGGUUGCGCGUGUGCACGGCGCGCUGCUUCCUGGACGGCUUUGCACAGAUCAAGGAGAUGCAGGGCCACGUCAGCCUCCCCAUAUUUGCCGCCAUGAGUCCAAUCGACAAGGCAUGCGAUUACGGCAAACUCAAGGGCUUCCUGGGUGCGGUCGAAAGCAAGGAUGUAACUCUGCUGACUGUGGAGGGCGCUCGCCAUGAGGUGCUGAUGAGCCCUGAACGCGAGCACGAAAACGGCGUACCACCAAGAUAUGGAUUGAGCGAUUUAGGAAGGCAGCAAGCUAAGGAGGCAGGGAAGGAGCUGAAGCAGCAGCUGGCGGCCACUGAUAUUGCGGAUGUCAAGGUCUUCUGCUCUCCCCUCACCAGGACCCUGGACACUGCAGUGAUUGUGGCAGAGGAGCUCGGUAUUUACACUACAGACUCUCAAUUCCAGGUGGUGCCAGAGCUGAUAGAGCGGAAUUUUGGGGAGUAUGAGCUGCAGUCAGACAGCAACUACCAGAAGGUGUGGGAAGUGGAUGCAGCAGAUCUGUCAGCAGUCCCCAGUGGAGGAGGGGAGAGCGUCGAACAGGUAGCAAUAGAACACACUGGAGCUACCUUGCGCGUUUCCUUCAAGAUUCUGUAUUGCUAG